Messenger RNA from Dendroctonus ponderosae (mountain pine beetle), 1763 nucleotides. It is a transcript of the gene sud1, whose product is annotated as prolyl 3-hydroxylase sudestada1. Gene Ontology annotation, molecular function: peptidyl-proline dioxygenase activity; iron ion binding; L-ascorbic acid binding. The record is from RefSeq and is a predicted model, not a curated record. The transcript is spliced from 6 exons. Bases 101 to 1738 code for a protein of 545 amino acids. Lineage: Eukaryota; Metazoa; Arthropoda; Insecta; Coleoptera; Curculionidae. Gene Ontology annotation, cellular component: cytoplasm. Gene Ontology annotation, biological process: regulation of translational termination; peptidyl-proline hydroxylation.
AUCGGCCACAAACAGCGGAAAUUCGGGGUUAGAAACAUGUUGUGUGCUGUAUUUUCUUGAAGAUAAAUCCUUGUUUUCUUCACACUGCCAAAGCUGGAAUAUGUCAGAUAACAGGCUUGAUCGCAAGAGAGGAGCAGCCUCCCAACAUAGUGAUAAUGAGGAAAGUUCGGAUGAGGCUGAGGACGAAAUGAUUUUCUAUGAAGAAUCGUCUGAAAGUGAGCCUGAACUGGAGUGUGAACUUUGGGACAACGACUGUAAACUAUUGGAACAAACUCAGCCAGCAAGAAGCAUCAUUGGAUGUCAUCUAAUGGCAACAUGUGCAAACGAUCCCCUCACUCAGCCGAAGAAGAGAAUAAAACUACAGCCAAACUUCCAAGCUGAGCUGAACGAGCCGACCUUCAAAGAGGAUUUGAAAAAAAGCUGGACUUCAAAUUCUCCGAUUAGCAACAAGCACUUGGAAGUAAUCACCAGUCCAUUUAAAGUAUGUGUUGUGAAGAAGCUUCUAGAUAACCCGGCUCUGCUAGACGACUUAAGAAAACGCCUUUACGAAAUAAGCUUUAAUGUGCGAAAUAUGGAUCUUUACGAAUUCUUCCAGUCCAAAGACCUGAAAUAUUUAACAUCGAUAGAUUCAAUUGAAACUGUUUAUGACUUUCUGAAAAAUGACCUGAUGAAAUGGAUUGCUUCGAUUACCGGUUAUGACUUGACUCAUAUAUCAGCCACCUGUAGCCUAUACAGUAACACUGAUUAUCUUUUAGUGCACGAUGACCAAAGAGAGGAUAGAAAAGUAGCGUUUAUUUUAUAUUUAACAGACGAAUAUGGGUGGGAGACAAAGGACGGAGGCUCCUUGCAGUUGUUUUCCAAGGAUCAAAAUGGGCAGCCUCUGGAAGUGGUUAGAGAAAUCUUUCCAGGAAACAACCAGUUGGUUUUCUUUCCCGUAACCAAUGACUCUUACCAUCAGGUUGCUGAAGUGACGAGUUUGAACAAAUACAGAUUAUCAAUUAACGGCUGGUUUCACACUAAAGUUCCCCCUGUGUUUGAUUUGCCACUUUACAAGCCCCUAGAAAACAGCCUGUACAGUCGCGAUUGCCACCAUUCAAAAGUAGUGGACAUUGACCUGGAAACCUGGAUUAAGGAAGAUUAUCUAAAUGGCAAAACCAUUAAACUAAUUCAAAGCUAUAUUGAAGAAAACUCGGAAAUUUCCUUAAAGGAGUUUUUCCGCAAGGAAUCGUUAGCGGCAAUUUUGGACAAUUUGCAAAGCCUUGAUUUAAAAUGGGUGAAAGUAUCCCCAAUAAACAGGUACUCCUAUGAAAUAGCCGACUCGUCAACGCUUCCGCAUAAUCUCGAACGAUUAUUGGACCUGUUUCAAUCCAAUCAAAUGUUUCGCCUAUUGCAAAGGUACACUGAUUUGGAGUUGGCCAAUGGCAGGGCUUCAAUGAAAUUCGAAUUGCAACGCUGGACGCCUGGAAGUUAUGCCUUAUUGACUGAGUACGAUUGGAAGGAGAAAAACGAGCUCGAUCUCGUUAUGUACUUUGGUUGCAAAGACAAUAAGAGGGUGAUUGGUGCGCGCACUCAUUACGUUACUAUUGAAGAUGAAGUUCAAAACGCCCUCAUCACCAUCGACCCGGAGGAAAACAAUUUGAAUAUUAUUUACAGAGACUCGGCCAGGUUUACUAAAUAUUUUAGCAAACAGAGCCAGUGUCAGUGUUUCUAUGCUCUGAUUUGUGCCUAUUCUGAAUAAAUAAAUCGACUUGAGUUUUUCCGAA